UGUGUUUUCAGUGUGGGUGUCGCUUUAAGACUCCGCGGUUCCGCUCUCUCUCUCUCCCUCUCUCCCCCCUCUCUCUCUUUUUUCCCUUUUUCUCGGAUCUCACGGGUUUUUGGUCGCGAUCAGGAUGGAUGCCGGGCCCCUGGGCUCGCUGCUGUCGCCAUUUUGGGGGUUGUGAGGAAGUUUUUUUUUGUGUGUUUUAUUUUUUGGGGGAGCGAGGAGGGGGAAGGGAAAUCUUAUUUUGUUUUUUUCUCUUUCUCUCUGUGUGUGCGUGCGUGCGAGGGCCCCGGAGAUCCUGGUGCAUCGAGUUCCGUUCAGUCUAGGCGUAGGACAACUUGGACCUUUCUCUCUCUUAUCUCCCCCUUCCCUUCUCUCUCUCACCCUCCUUUCUCUCUCUCUUUCUAAUUUCACUGUCUCAACGCCUCUCGUUCCCCCUUCCUUCCUUUAUUCCCCGCCUCCCCCCCCCCACCACCUCCCCGCAGUUCUAGUUUCCCCUUCCUGGUCUUCAUUCCGUGCUUUGUGUCUGAAUUUUUAAAUGAGAGAGAGGGGCGGUUGGAAAAGCAGUUUUUAAAAUAAAUAUAUUAUUGGAUUUUUUUUGGGAGGGUUUAGGAUUUUUUUUAACCUUUCGACCGUCGGAAAUGGUGAGAAAAUGUCGGGCUCUGCGCUGAAACAAGAGCUCAAAUUACUCGAGUCGAUCUUCCAUCAGAAACACGAGAGAUUCCGCAUUGUUUCUGGGUCUCUGGACGAAAUCAGCUGUCAGUUUGUUACCCAGGAACAGGUUCUGGUCAUCCACUGCAAUAUCACGGAGUCCUAUCCCUCGGUGCCACCCAUAUGGUUCGUGGAAUCAGAUGACCCCAACUUGGCAGCAGUGCUAGAGCGACUCGUUGACCUCAAGAAAGGAAACACACUGCUCCUUCAACAUUUAAAGCGGAUAAUAUCCGACCUGUGCAAACUUUACAACCUCCCACAGCACCCGGACGUGGAGAUGUUGGACCAGCCGCUGCCCACGGAACAGAGCACACGGGACGACGUAACAUCUGAGGAGGAGGACGAGGAGAUGGCAGAGGACAACGAAGACCUGGACCAUUACGAGAUGAAGGAAGAAGAGCCGGCUGAGGGCAAAAAAUCAGAGGACGAGGGCAUCGGAAAGGAAAACCUGGCUAUAUUGGAGAAAAUUAAAAAGAACCAGAGGCAAGAUUAUCUAAAUGGGGCGGUGUCCGGGUCUGUACAGGCCACCGACCGGCUUAUGAAAGAGCUCAGGGACAUUUACCGAUCAGAGAGUUUUAAAGCAGGAAACUAUGCAGUUGAACUUGUCAACGACAGCUUAUAUGACUGGAACGUAAAAAUCCUCAAAGUCGAUCAGGACAGUGCUUUGCAUAACGACCUCCAAAUCCUCAAAGAGAAAGAAGGCGUUGACUUUAUUUUGUUAAAUUUCUCUUUUAAAGAUAAUUUCCCAUUCGACCCACCCUUUGUACGGGUUGUAUCUCCAGUGCUCUCAGGAGGAUAUGUCCUUGGAGGGGGAGCAAUUUGCAUGGAACUGCUAACGAAACAGGGCUGGAGCAGCGCCUACUCCAUCGAGUCCGUCAUUAUGCAGAUCAGUGCGACGCUGGUGAAAGGGAAAGCGAGGAUUCAGUUCGGGGCCAAUAAGGUAAGGGAGUCACAGUACAGCCUGACCAGAGCACAGCAGUCCUACAAAUCGCUGGUCCAGAUUCACGAGAAAAAUGGUUGGUAUACCCCACCCAAGGAAGACGGCUAACAGUGACAGAUGUCCUGUGCUUCAGGACCAAUUACGCUGCAUCAGUCGGGAAAAAAAAACUCCAUUUUAUCAGUAGCUGCCUCUUCCCCUGUGAGACGAACGGGCUUUGGCCGGAACAUCGGAUCAUACACUUACUAUAAAAUAAAACCUGUAUAUACAAGUAUACAUCUGUACACUCACGGACAAAUACUGCAAACUUCUUCUCUGUUGCCAGGCCCAAUUCCUGGGCUCCUGCUCUCGCAGACUCUUAAAUCCACCUCAUGUAAACUGGAUUUUGAAUAGAUUCCGAUCAAUUUUGCAUCUAGUUUUUUUUUGUUUCACUUUGGUCCCCCCUCUCCCUUCCCACUUCACUCUAACUAGGCAUCAAUGUGGACGUUUAAUUUAUUUUUUUCUUCUUCACAUGCACCUUUUUUUUUCUCUUUUUGUUUAAAAUGUAUGCUGGUUUUGUGAAGAUGUGUAACUUUCUGAAACAAUAAUUACAGUUUAUUAAUGACUGCAGCCUUUUUGUUUCCCGGCCUGUCACUGGCUUGUUCCCUAGUGUAUGUAACAUGUUCUGUGAUUGGUAGAAGGGCUGGGGGUGGCCACUAUGGGGACUUGCUAAUGAUUUAGAUUUAUUUAUCACAUGUACAGCGAAACAUACAGUGAAAUGCAUCGUUUG
Molecule: messenger RNA, 2411 nt
Organism: Mobula hypostoma (lesser devil ray)
Lineage: Eukaryota; Metazoa; Chordata; Chondrichthyes; Myliobatiformes; Myliobatidae
Product: ubiquitin-conjugating enzyme E2 Q1
Exons: 13
Coding region: 647-1753 (368 amino acids)
Biological process (GO): protein polyubiquitination
Cellular component (GO): nucleus
Molecular function (GO): ubiquitin conjugating enzyme activity
Source: RefSeq, a predicted model, not a curated record